Molecule: messenger RNA, 2310 nt
Organism: Chenopodium quinoa (quinoa)
Lineage: Eukaryota; Viridiplantae; Streptophyta; Magnoliopsida; Caryophyllales; Amaranthaceae
Product: zinc finger MYM-type protein 1-like
Exons: 1
Coding region: 1-2310 (769 amino acids)
Molecular function (GO): protein dimerization activity
Source: RefSeq, a predicted model, not a curated record
AUGGGUGGUUCAAGUACUUGUAAUGUACCAUUGGAGGAAAAUUUGGUAUACGAUGUUGAACUUCUUCCUCAUGAUCCGGGAAAAAGAAUAAACAUAAUGGAUUACCCCGCAAAUGAACGAAAUGCAGUUAGGAGGGGUUAUAUUCUUAAAAAACCUUGCCAACCAAAAACUCAUGACUUUCCUCAAAGACAAGUGUCUGGUUUACGUCGCUUUAGUGUUCAUUGGUUCAAGAAAUGGGAUUGGCUUGAGUAUAGUAUUGAAAAAGAUGCUGCAUUUUGUUUUGUAUGUUACUUGUUCAAGAAUGAAGUUGAUAGUUAUUCGGGGGGUGAUGCAUUUGUUGAUGGAGGGUUUAGGGCAUGGAAUAAACCGGAAAGAUUUGAGAAGCAUGUUGGUGGAAUUAACAGUGCUCAUAAUCUUGCUUAUGAGAAAUAUGUGAAUUUAAGAGAUGGAAAAAAAAAAAUCUUGAAUGUGUUUGACAAUGCAAGUGAGGUGAUUAAAAGUGAAUAUUUUAUCCGCUUGAAUGCAUUUUUAACUUGUUUAAGGUUUCUUUUGGGGCAAGGUUUGGCAUUUCGUGGACAUGAUGAAAGCGGGGAGUCAUAUAAUAGGGGUAAUUUCCUUGAGCUUUUGAAAUGGUUAGGAGAAAAGGUUGAGGAAGUAAGACAACAUACUCUUGAAAAUGCACCUAAAAAUUGUCAAAUGAUUUCCCCUUCUAUUCAAAAGGACAUUAUUAAUUGUUGUGCCAAAGAAACAACUAGGUGCAUAAUAGAAGAAGUUGGUGAUGAUUACUUUGCCAUAUUAGCCGAUGAGUCAAGUGAUGUGUCCCAAAAAGAACAACUAGCUCUUGUUUUGAGCUUUGUUAAUAGAGAUAGUGGAAAGGUAAUGGAGCGAUUUUUAGGCAUUGUUCAUGUUGGUAAUACUACCGCUUUAACUCUUAAAGAUGCAAUCAUGUCUUUACUUGUUGAACAUUCAUUGAGUCCAUCUAUGAUAAGGGGGCAAGGGUACGAUGGAGCUAGCAACAUGAAAGGUGAAAUAAAUGGUCUUAAGACUUUGAUUAUGAAUGAUACUCCAAGUGCCUACUACGUACAUUGUUUUGCUCAUCAACUUCAACUAACACUAGUUGCCGUUGCUAAAAAGAAUGAUAGUUGUGGUUGGCUUUUUGAGAUACUUGCAAAUUUAUUGAAUGUGGUUGGAGUUUCUUGCAAGAGAAGAGAAAUGAUUCGACAAGAUCAAGCUCAAGAAGUUGCUCGAGCAUUGGAUGUAGGGGAUAUUGUGAGUGGAUCGGGUUUAAAUCAAGAACUUGGUUUGAAAAGGCCCGGGGAUACUCGUUGGAAUUCUCAUUACAAGUCUAUUUCAAACAUCAUCCUCUUAUUUCCUACAAUUGUUAAGGUACUUGUACACAUUGGGAAGCAUGGUGUAUCGGAAGAUAAGUUCAAAGCUCAAAUUGUUUUAGGACAAUUAGAGUCAUUUGACUUUGUUUUUAUUGCUUACUUGAUGUUGACUAUUUUUGGUUACACUAAUGAUUUGUGUGUUGCUUUGCAAAGAAAGGAGCAAGAUAUUGUAAAUGCCAUGGAACUUGUCACUUACACAAAAUUGGUGUUGCAAAAAAUGAGGGAGCAAGGAUGGGAUACUCUCUUAAACAAGGUAACUUCAUUUUGUGCUAAACAUGGUAUUGUUGUUCCCACUAUGGAUUCUCCUUAUGUUCCUCAAGGAAGAUCAAGACGUUUUGUUGAAGAAGCAACAAAUGAACAUCAUUUUCGGGUUGGAAUUUUUGUAAGAGUGAUUGAUUUGCAUCUUCAAGAACUUGAUGAUCGAUUUAAUGAGAGGAAUAUGGAGAUACUAAUAUGUAUGGCUUGUUUAAGUCCUAAAGAUAACUUCUCAUCCUUUGAUAAAGAUAAGGUACUUAAACUUGCCUCUUUUUAUCCUGAAGAAUUUUCAAGCUUUGAUUUGAUGGCUCUUGAAUGUCAACUUGAUAUAUUCAUGGAGAAUAUGCUAAAUGAUGAUAGAUUUCAAGGUUUAAAUGACCUUAACUCUCUUUCUAUGAUGCUUGUUAAAACUAAUAAGCAUAAGACUUUUCCUCUUAUUCAUUUGCUUAUCAAGUUGAUGUUGAUUCUUCCGGUUGCCACGGCAAGUGUUGAAAGAGUUUUUUCCGCAAUGACAUGUGUCAAAAAUAAGUUGCGAAAUAGCAUGGGUGAUCAACUUAUGAAUGAUUGUUUGGUCACUUUUAUUGAGAAGGAUAUCUUCCUAAGAGUUUCCGAUGAAAAAAUUGUUGAUCGCUUCCAAAAUAUGAAGACUCGAAGGAUGAAAGUGUAA